Mesorhabditis spiculigera is the source of this 957-nucleotide messenger RNA. NCBI's taxonomy places the organism in Eukaryota, Metazoa, Nematoda, Chromadorea, Rhabditida, Rhabditidae. The record is from the annotation of a GenBank genome assembly.
AUGUCAAGUAUUAAAGCUGUUGUCUUUGAUUUUGGAGGGGUAAUUAUGAGUUACAAGCUUGUCACCCAAAUGAUCGAAAGUAUCGCGCAGCAGAUUGGAAUCCCAAUUGAUGCCUUUUUGGAGAAAAGAUCGGAGCUUUGGAACAGAUUUGAAAAAUGUUUCGCAUUAAUGCGGGGAGAGAUAACAGCUGAAGAAUUUGAGGAAACAGUAUGGUUAGAAGCUAUAAAAGAAGUUUAUGGAGUGACGGUGAAGGAUCCGAUACGAUGGUUGACGGUGAAACAAAAGGAAGAGGCGAAAUUGAAUGAGUGUAUGCUAUCGCUAAUUCUGGAUCUCCGAGCCAAGGGAUUGAAGACGGCGUUGCUCUCAAAUUGUUUCUUUAUGGAACGGACGAAGGUGUCUCCGAUUCUUCCAAUUGAUUACGGCACUUAUUUUGAUGUCGUGAUCGAGAGUUGUCAGGACGUCCUCUGCUAUUUAGCGACAAUGUUUGAUAUUCGUCUACCAACCUGGGGUGUACACGAAUGGUAUUAUUAUAUACAAUGGGGUGUAAUCCCCUUGGUACUACAAUUUGUGAGCUGCUACACAUCCGUCGUGCAAUUUCUAUCGGCACCUGUAAUCGCGGCGAAUCGAGCUCAUGCCUUGGCUUCACCACAUUCCUAUGAUAGGGAUUAUUUUAUGCACAUUGGCCCUCUCUAUUGGCUUUGCGGCGCCUGCAUCUUGCUCGCCCUCCUUCUCAACCUCUUCACAUCAUUCAUGCUCUACCGAUUCUCCCGUCAAAACCAAAAGCUAGAACGCGUGGAACUGCGUUUCCACGUGGCAACCAUGAUUCAAUUUGUGUGCCAAGUAUUAAAUGGCGCCGAAAUAAUAAUCACGGGCUGUGUCGAGCUGGAGGGCGAUUGGUGGAUGCUAUUCGAAUUCUCGCCAAUUUUCAGCGAUUUGAAUAGCUUUGUGCCGUUUUGG